AUGGAGCCCUUAUUCUCUGGCGUCUCAAACAACGCUCAUCACCUCUACACACUACUCUCCUGUAUUGGCUUUGCACCCAAAGCCACCGUCCAAAUCACCCCCGAUGGUCUCCGCUUCUCAGUAGAAGAAGGCCGCGUGAUCCAAGGACUUGCCUUCCUGGACAAAUCCCUCUUCACAAGCUACACCUUCAAUACGCCAACCGAUACAGAAGCAGAGACCAACGAGUCAUCCCAGAAUGUGGCCUACCCCCACUUCGCCGUGUCAAUCGCAGCACUUCUCGAAACACUCAAAAUCUUCGGCAUAAACGAACUCACAGAACCGAACCGCGAAAAAAGCAUUACACAAUCCUCAAACGCCUUCAAUGCACCAGCCCUCCUAAUGGACCGGUCCUGUACCCUUCAAUACGCCCAACACGGCAGCCCACUCAGCAUAACAAUAACCGAAGCAGGCGUGAAAACAACCUGCGAACUAGUAACCUACGAACCAGAAGAAGAGGAGUCCGACAUCCCCCUCCAACGCGAAGCAAUAAUAAUGAAAAUAAUCAUGCGCUCCGCCUGGCUCCACAACGCAAUCGCAGAACUAGACUCCUCCACACCCACAAUCCUCAAACUAUCUGCCUGCGCCAAGACAGAACCAUACUUCGCGUUGUCGGGCGCAGGAGGCCCCUUCAGCGAAUCAACCGUUGAAUUCUCCGUCGAUACCCAAAAUGAAAUAACCAACGGAAGCGAAGCAACUCAGAACACAGCCGCGUCCCAGAAGAUCCUAACAGAUGAUGGGUCCUCACGCGCACGCGCAACACGCGCAAAGCUCGCACCCACGGUCACAGAGACAUUCCUUGUAUCGCCGCCUUCCGCGAUGGGCGAGCGUAUUCGGCAGAACUACCGCUUUGCGCUUGUUCGGAAGGCGGCACGGGCUAUGUCUGUCGCGAAUAAGGUUAGUAUCCGGGGGGAUCGACAGGGAGUGCUCAGUUUGCAGUUUAUGGUAGAGCUGGAGGAUGCGAACGGGGGUGUGGGGAGACCUGUUGGUGCUGGGGUCAGAGGGCCUAGUGGGCCGGUUUGUUUUGUUGAUUUUCGAUUUGUGCCGUUGCUUGAUGAGGAGGAGGUUGAGAUGGCGUUGGAUGCUGCUGUUGAGUAA
Molecule: messenger RNA, 1134 nt
Organism: Penicillium nucicola
Lineage: Eukaryota; Fungi; Ascomycota; Eurotiomycetes; Eurotiales; Aspergillaceae
Product: putative DNA repair protein Rad1
Exons: 1
Coding region: 1-1134 (377 amino acids)
Biological process (GO): DNA repair; DNA damage checkpoint signaling
Cellular component (GO): checkpoint clamp complex
Source: RefSeq, a predicted model, not a curated record